This is a messenger RNA of Chironomus riparius, 1660 nucleotides long. NCBI's taxonomy places the organism in Eukaryota, Metazoa, Arthropoda, Insecta, Diptera, Chironomidae. The record is from the annotation of a GenBank genome assembly.
UUUUAUAAUGACAGAAUUUACUAAAAAGUUACUGUCCCCGUGCAACACAGAUUCAGUUUUGCUCAUUUUUUUUGCGAGUGAAUAACAAAAUUAAUUAAUUUAAAUGGAAGAAAGGAUAUGUCGGGUAUGCUUAUCAUCCGAAAGUGUUAAUAAGUUUAUAAGUGUAUUUGAAAAUAAGCUGGCAUUAAAGAUAUUCCUUGUGACUAGUGUAAAAAUAAUCGAGCUACAAAAUAUACCAGCAUUAAUAUGUAAAUCAUGUGAAAUUGAAGUGUAUCAGUGCAUCAAUUUUAGAAGAAAGAUCCAAACGUCUCAGGAAUAUUUCGAUAAUAAACUGCCGUGCAUCGAAACGUUCGUUGAAACGUAUUUUGAGAAUGUAGAAGUAAUAGACAAUAACGUCUUAGAAUUAAGUGCCAAAGAAGAAAUAAUUGAGGAAUAUUUGGAAUUUCCAGAAGAAGAAAAUGUUGUUGAGCAGAUUGUUGAAAAAAGUCCAAGAGAGACUAGCAUUGCAAGUAACGAGAUUCCAAUAAGAAGAUUGUCAUGCCGUUAUUGCGGUUUAAAAUUGUCAAGAAGACAGCGACUUAUACAGCAUGAAAGACUGCAUUUUUUGGAAACAGCCACUAAAUAUACCUGUGAUAAAUGCGGCAAAAACUUUAAUCAGCGAUUUGGCUUGGUUCCGCAUUUUAAAAAGCAUCACGGAUAUAGAAUAGACAAGUUUAAAGAAAGAUGGAAGUGUGCAAUAUGCAAAGAUAAAAUACUUGCUCCAGGAAACUUGGAAGUUCAUUAUCAUAAGCUUCAUAAAGAGUUUUUUGGAUCGAAUGUGAACGAAAAAGCUGCUCAGACAAGUAAGAAUUCACUAAAUAAUAAGUCAAAGAAAGAGCCUUCAAAGAAACUGAUGAGAAAGGAUUUGAGGAAGCCAAAGACUUUUUUUCCAUGUGAAAUUUGCGGAAAUAGCUUUACAAGUUCAACAAGAUAUCACAAACAUUUGAAUCACGUUCAUGGCAUAAGAGAACAGGAAGAAGAAAAACUUUUAAACGGUGAGUCAGAUCUUUUGUCAAUACAGCACAUAGAUGACCAAAAAAAGCAUAUUCCAUGCUCAACGUGCGGGAAAUUGUUCACUAGCCUAAACACUUGCAAGACUCACGAAAAAAUACAUUCUGGGUUGCAAUACAUUUGUGAUUUGUGUGGAUCAUACUUUUCAAUGAAACCUUACUUAACAUCGCAUGUUCAGAAAGUUCAUCUCAAACUAAAAAGAUUCAAGUGCAGCAUGUGUAAUAAGAGCUUUAUACACAGGGAACUACUCAACUAUCACAUCAAGAAGCAUCUAAAUAUACGUAAUUAUUCAUGUCAAUUCUGUCAGAAGACUUUUGUCAGAAAGGCUUGUGCCUUGAUACACGAAAGAAUCCACAAAAAUGAGCGUCCGUUUUCGUAAGUACAAAGCUUAAGAUAUGAUUAUUAAAUCAGGGGACAUUCACUAAUAUCUAGGUUUUGUGGAAAACAGCUGUUUUGAAAAACAGUCUGUUUUCGGUUUUUGAUUUUUAAAAACAGCUGUUUUCCUGUUUUUCUAGAAUUCAAAAUAAACUGAGUUAUCCUAAGUGUUUCUCUAAGAUAAUGAAACUUUUUGGUGGUUAUAAGCAGUUAAGCAUACAUUUUAGAGCUAAGC